ACCUAAAGUGAACUGAGGAAAUUUACAAUUAAUACUUUUGUCUUUGCUUUUUAUCAAUCCUUCAGACAUCGCCAAAAUACCAGUGUACUAUUAUAGAAAAUGAGUGACAGCGCACCCCUCCUUGGUCAAAAUACCAGCGAUCAGUACGAUGAUCAACAACAGCAGGGAUUCGCAGAGAAAUGGAAAUCAAGUUACACCCGAAUCCAGACCGCCGUAUCAAGCUGCAUGAACUCGCGCGCGAAGCAUUGGGUUAUAUUAGUACUCAUCAUCCUCGAUGUCGCGGGCAUUCUAAGUGAUAUCUUCAUCGCGCUUAUCACGUGCGAAAUAGGGGUUGAGAAUGACGAAUGGGUGGCGCCGACACGAAAUGGGUUGACUAUCUUUUCGUUGACGUUGAGUAGUGUCUUUCUUGUGGAAUUGCUAUUGUCUGUAUUUGCCGAUGGCUGGGGGUACUUCAAAAGUUGGUUUCAUAGUUUCGAUGCCUUCGUCAUCGUAGCCGGCUUCGCCGUCGACUUAUUCGAACAUAAUACAGCCGAGGAAAUUGCAUCGCUCAUCGUCAUCCUGCGUCUUUGGAGGUUCGUCAAGAUCAUCGAUGAGUUCUCCGUCGAGGCAUCUGAGCAAACAGAAGAUCUACGAAAGCGAAUAGAAGAUCUUGAGACGCGCAAUGCCUCGUUAGAAGCUCAGCUCGCGCAGAGAGGGUAGCUUAUCUAAUAUUACAAGCUUCAUUCGUCGGCAUUCAAGUCCGGACGUCGGCGAUGUUAAUUCGCGUAAGGUUAUGAAUGGACAUGGGAAACCUAAUGUUGCCUGAAGGGCGGCGGUAACGUAAGCACAUGAGAUGAGGCCAAGUCAAUCAUUCACCUAGGUAAUUUUUCUUUGCCGGUAUCCUACCUAGGCAUCUUUGUGGAACCAAGAGCGCCUACGGGAUAAUUCAGAUGUCCCCAUCGUUAAUAAUAUGAUACCCCUUUUAAUGACUCAAUUCUAUCGUUUACAACAUUUGGUCAUGCAUAAUUGGGCAGUCUGGUUU
Molecule: messenger RNA, 1021 nt
Organism: Hypoxylon trugodes
Lineage: Eukaryota; Fungi; Ascomycota; Sordariomycetes; Xylariales; Hypoxylaceae
Exons: 3
Coding region: 100-699 (199 amino acids)
Biological process (GO): proton transmembrane transport
Cellular component (GO): plasma membrane
Molecular function (GO): voltage-gated proton channel activity
Source: RefSeq, a predicted model, not a curated record